CUCUACUACUACUACUACUAUAUAAACCUAAUCUCACUCUUCAAUUCUUCAAACAUACUAGCUACUAUUCCACUCUUCAAAUCGAUUCGAAUCUGUUUAUAACAAAGAGCUCUAGACUUCAAUUUGUCCAAGAAAAACUACUAUUUCAACUAGUCAAGUUCUUUGAAAUUAAUGGCACUCGAAGCUCUGAGUUCCCCCACAGCUCUUGCAAUGUCGAAGUCAGUGUUUGACUUCGACAGGAGCAGGGGAAAGCGCACCAAGCGCCCCUGCAGCCGCGAGCCAACCGAGGAGGAGUACUUGGCUCUCUGCCUCGUCAUGCUCGCUCGCGGCGGCCCCACCUCCACCUCAGCGCGGCUGCAGAAGAAAGCGCCCGCGGUGGAUCCUUCCGAGCUCAAGUAUAAGUGCUCUGUUUGCGACAAGGCUUUCGGGUCCUACCAAGCCUUGGGAGGGCACAAGGCCAGCCACCGCAAGCUCAGCGCCGAUCACAACCACGCCGCCGCCGCGACCGGCACGGCUUCGGCGGCGAGCGGCGGAGGGAGGACGCACGAGUGCUCCAUAUGCCACAAGAGUUUUGCCACGGGGCAGGCCUUGGGAGGCCACAAGCGCCGCCACUACGACGGCGGAAGCAGCGGCGUGACGACGACAUCGGAAGGGGUGGGGUCCACCGGAUCGGUCCGGAACUUCGACUUGAAUCUGCCGGCUAAGCCGGAAUUUUGGCUCGGUUUUGGCGGCGACGAUGAGGUUGAAAGUCCACACCCUUUGAAGAAGUCGCGCCUUGGAAAUUUUCUCAAUAUUUAGUUUUAGGAUUUUUUUUGAAAUUUUUAUUUUUUGGUAGGGAAGAUGUGUUUUUGGUGUACGUAUGAAGAAGAUUAAUUCAUUGAUUUAUAUAGUUACUGAAUUUUGCGAGAA
This is a messenger RNA of Salvia splendens (bonfire salvia), 909 nucleotides long. Its product is annotated as zinc finger protein ZAT6. NCBI's taxonomy places the organism in Eukaryota, Viridiplantae, Streptophyta, Magnoliopsida, Lamiales, Lamiaceae. The record is from RefSeq and is a predicted model, not a curated record. Gene Ontology annotation, molecular function: DNA-binding transcription factor activity; transcription cis-regulatory region binding. The transcript has a single exon. Gene Ontology annotation, biological process: regulation of DNA-templated transcription. Bases 172 to 798 code for a protein of 208 amino acids. Gene Ontology annotation, cellular component: nucleus.